Messenger RNA from Trichogramma pretiosum, 2441 nucleotides. RefSeq names its product Bardet-Biedl syndrome 7 protein homolog. The transcript has 12 exons. The record is from RefSeq and is a predicted model, not a curated record. Gene Ontology annotation, cellular component: axoneme; membrane; BBSome. The coding region runs from base 226 to 2406 and encodes 726 amino acids. Lineage: Eukaryota; Metazoa; Arthropoda; Insecta; Hymenoptera; Trichogrammatidae. Gene Ontology annotation, biological process: cilium assembly; intracellular protein localization; intracellular transport.
AGUAGAAAUUAUAAUGAAAGCGAGGAUGAUCGUGUUGGUAUAAAUGGUUGCCAUGGGGCGCGUCGGCGUCACCCUACUCGGGCGUUCGCAAGAGGCAGCUUAUCGAAUAGCUGCACAAGAAAUAAAAGUACACGUUCGAUCAACGAAUGAGCCGGUAAACAAAGUCGCGGAAACUUGGUGCUAGGCAAUAAUAGUGAGCAGUUUGAAGCGAGAAGGUGGCAUAGGAUGUUGCAAACGCUGCAGCUGACACGGGUUGAUUACGCGAGUGUAGGUGUUACGUCGCGGGCCACUACUCUGUUGUUACCCCCGAGCGAGGCAGCCGUCGGCAAGCCCAACACUCAGAGCUUCGUCGUGGGCGAUCACGAUGGUGUCCUUCACGUUUACGGUCAAAAGCGAGGAGAGCUGCAGGUACUGUUCAAGUCACUGCCAGGGCCAAAAAUCAGCAGGCUCUCGCUGGGCGGGGCGUCGGUACCGAAAGACAAGAUUUUCCUGGCACACGGCAACACGGUCAUGGGCUACACGCGAAAAGGAAAAGUCUUUCUCGAAUUCGAUACGAGCUUAAUGGAGCCCAUCUCUGCCAUGAGCAUAUUGGGUUCGGAUUUGGCAGCUUGCGCCCGAGACCUGUACCACCGCUACAGAGACUGCAAGGAUGCCGAUUCGUACCUGGCCGGGGAAAAAUUGCUCGAUGUCGUUCUGCUUCCGGCUGGCCCGAACGUCGUCAUCGCCAUACUCGCUUGCGCCGACUGCGCGAUUAGAGUUCUUCACAGUACCAAGAGUCCCGCUGUGUUGCGGCUGCCGAGCGUGCCCACCGUUCUCACGCCCUACAGAGACGAAGACAAAGAGUCGUACGAGCACGUGUUGAUGGGAACGAUGGACGGUAAGGUGGGCCUAUUGAUGCUCGACAAGGAGAAAAACAUCCGAGUCAGUUGGCUGCUGAACAAAGCAGCUUCGGAGGUGAGGUCGCUCGAUUCCUUUAAAAUCGACGACUCGGUCGACUUGAUAAUCGGCAGACAGGACGGUUCCAUCGAGAUCUUCACCUUCCCAACCGAGGACGAUCCCAUCCCAAUGAGGAGAUUUCAAUACAACGCCGGCGAGAGCAUAAGCUGCGUGCUCGGCGGCAGAAUAAGCUCGGCCGACUUCCCCGAGCUGUUGGUCACUACCUACUCGGGCAAGAUCUUCGGCUUGACGAGCCAACCGGUCGAUCAGAACCAGCACGGCGAUGCGGCCCUCGUCAAGCUCCAGGCCGAGCUCCAGCAGCUCGCGGACGAGCUGAAAAAGGAGCCCACGGGCUCUCCUUUCUUCGGCGACAAUCUCAAGCCUCUCGUUCUGUCCCUGAACCAUCGCUUGGCGCUCAAUCAAGAGGACGCGUCGUACACGUUUUUCCUGGAACUCGACCGGUCGAUCGACAACGUCCUCGUGCAGUCGGACACGCCGCUGGAGCUCAUCGACUCCGAGAACAACAACGCCGUCCUCAGUCUGUCCAGUUGCAAUCCCAGCGAGGGCAACUACGUCUUGGCGACUUACCGCUGCCAAGACAACACCAACCGGCUGGAAAUCAAGUUCCGCAGCAUCGAAGGCCAACCUGGAACUCUGCGGGUUUACGUGACUUCGCAGUUGCAACCCAAGUGCUGCCGCAGAAUUCAAGUGCAUCUUUGCGCCCUGUCGCUGCACGCGAGAAUCCACGCGAACGACCAAGAGCCGCGAGACGAGCACAUUGGGCCCUUCAACGAGUUGCGCUUGACCGGCGGAUUCUCCAUGGCCGAAAUGCACGCGUGGCUCGCGUUGUCCUUGCCCGAAGUACCGGAGAGACCGUCCAUCAAGGCCGAAGAAGCCGAGGCCUCGUUGCUCUACAGAUCUACAGCCGUAGGCACGAUCGUCAAGUGUCGAUACAGGAAAGGAGUAGCCAACUUUCAAAGUGAAAAUAUUACCUCCAUCAUACUUUUACGAGACAUUUUAACAAAAGAAGCUACCAAAAGAAAAAUCAAGCUUGAAGUUUAUUUUGACGUCUCCGAAGCUAGUAUGAAUAGAGUUAUCGAAGUGAUUUAUCCAAAACUUACACAAGCCAAAACUCUGCUCGAGCGAAUAAAGUGUCUCGAUGCGCUUGAAGAGUGGGAAAUGAAAAACAACCCGAAAGAACUUUGUACCGAGUACCAACACAUUAUCAACGAUGAGACUGAAUUGAGAGCCAAGUACAAAAAUGAUCCCCAUGCUCUAAAGAGGCUUCAAGGAAUCGUAGUAGACCUCUACGUCGAUUGGGAGCGGGCAAAAGGUUCACGCCGCAUAUCCAACAAACAAGCCGAAGAGAAACUACAAGAUGCACUGGAAUCGAUGGAGCUGUCGGCGCUAUUACGAGCUUUUGUUAUAAAAGACACUGGGCUGAUUUCAGCACCUGUACUAUUGCAAUGAGGGAUCAACAACAAAAGAUAACACACUGUUUUUCU